AUGGCCCGUCCUGGCCAGCGUUGGCUCGGCAAGUGGCUUGUCGCGAUGGUCGUGUUGGCGCUAUGCCGGCUCGCCACGCCGUUGGCCAAGAAUCUGGAGCCCGUGUCCUGGAGCUCUCUCAACCCCAAGUUCCUGAGCGGGAAGGGGCUGGUGAUUUACCCAAAGAUUGGAGACAAGCUGGACAUCAUCUGCCCCCGAGCAGAAGCUGGGCGGCCCUAUGAGUACUACAAGCUGUACCUGGUGCGGCCUGAGCAGGCAGCGGCCUGUAGCACCGUGCUUGACCCCAAUGUGCUAGUCACUUGCAAUAGGCCAGAGCAGGAAAUCCGCUUCACCAUCAAGUUCCAGGAGUUCAGCCCCAACUACAUGGGCCUGGAGUUCAAGAAGCACCAUGACUACUAUAUUACCUCUACAUCCAAUGGGAGUCUGGAGGGACUGGAGAACCGGGAGGGAGGUGUGUGCCGCACACGCACCAUGAAGAUCGUCAUGAAAGUUGGGCAAGACCCCAAUGCUGUGACACCUGAGCAGAUGACUACCAGCCGGCCCAGCAAGGAGGCAGACAACACUAUCAAGAUGGCCACGCAGGCCCCCGGUGGUCGGAGUUCCAUGGGUGACUCUGACGGCAAGCAUGAGACUGUGAACCAGGAUGAGAAAAGUGGCUCUGGUGGGAAUGGAGGCAGCAGCGGGGACCCCGACAGCUUCUUCAACUCCAAGGUGGCAUUGUUUGCAGCUGUGGGCGCCGGCUGCGUCAUCUUCCUGCUCAUCAUCAUCUUUCUGACCAUCCUGCUACUGAAGUUGCGCAAGCGGCACCGCAAGCACACGCAGCAGCGGGCGCCCGCCCUCUCGCUCAGCACCCUGGCCAGUCCCAAGGGGGGCAGUGGCACAGCGGGCACCGAACCCAGCGACAUCAUCAUCCCCUUACGGACUACAGAGAACAACUACUGCCCCCACUACGAGAAGGUGAGUGGGGACUACGGGCACCCCGUCUACAUCGUCCAGGAGAUGCCGCCCCAGAGCCCAGCGAACAUCUACUACAAGGUCUGA
Messenger RNA from Rangifer tarandus platyrhynchus (Svalbard reindeer), 1041 nucleotides. The record is from the annotation of a GenBank genome assembly. Lineage: Eukaryota; Metazoa; Chordata; Mammalia; Artiodactyla; Cervidae.